Molecule: messenger RNA, 3519 nt
Organism: Monomorium pharaonis (pharaoh ant)
Lineage: Eukaryota; Metazoa; Arthropoda; Insecta; Hymenoptera; Formicidae
Gene: Vap33
Product: vesicle-associated membrane protein-associated protein A
Exons: 6
Coding region: 378-1169 (263 amino acids)
Biological process (GO): endoplasmic reticulum membrane organization
Cellular component (GO): plasma membrane; endoplasmic reticulum membrane
Molecular function (GO): FFAT motif binding
Source: RefSeq, a predicted model, not a curated record
AGAUACGGUACGGUUCUCGGGGACGAGACACACGACGUUGUGCACGGCCAACGCGGGGAAUCGCGACGACGAGAGCUAGGUUGCACCAGGUGACUCGUCAAUACGCGGGGGCCCGACGCGUUGCCGAUCACCCGUAGGCGCUUCAGCGGACGGCGUCAGCGGCGGCGGCGGUGACGACGACGACGACGACGACAACGGAGGAGAGGAGAAGGCGAAGAAGAAGCGGCGGUGACGGCGGCGGUGGCGGUGGUGGUGGUGGUGGUGGUGACGGCGGCGGCGGCGGCGGCGGUGGCGGAGGAGGAGGAGGAGGUGGUGGAAGACAGCAACAAAGCCCUGCUCGUCCGUCGGGAAGUACGAGUCCGUUUUAAACCGCCAGGAUGUCCAAGCCUGUCGAGAAGCCGGAACAAGUUUUGAUCAUCGAACCUCAAAACGAACUGAGAUUCAGGGGUCCGUUCACAGGUGGCCCUGUUACGUCGUAUAUAAAAUUAAUCAAUCCUACAAAUAAAAAAGUAUAUUUUAAAAUAAAAACUACUGCCCCGAAAAGAUAUUGUGUACGCCCGAAUUCGGGAGCUUUGAAGCCCAAAGAUGUGACGGAAAUCGCAGUCUGUUUGCAGCCGUACGAUUUUGAUCCAUCUGAAAAAAACAAACAUAAAUUUAUGGUGCAAACUGUGGUAGCACCAGAUGAUGAUGAUGAUGAAUAUCCAAUUGAUGUGUGGAAAGACAUAAAUCCAGACCAGUUAAUGGACUCUAAACUGAAAUGCGUUUUUGAAAAUCCUGUAACUAGUACUACUACUAGUACAACUAAAACAACUGCAACUUCCACAGCAACUAAGGCAGACUCUAAUGCAACUAAUGGAAAGAAUAAAACAGUCGGCGAUUCUGUUAAAUCGUCGCCAAAGAUUCUUGGUGAGGCAGAAGAACAACUAUUAAAAGCUGCGCAAGAGGUUAAUCAGCUUAGGGUACAGGAAAGCACGCUUAGGAAGGAAAAUCUUCAACUUAGGGAAGAUUUAAUGAAGUGGCGAAACACAGCACUGGGCAAUGAUGGUAAUCUUGCAGCGGCCAGAGGACUAACCUCACAGAGCAAUAGCCAGUUAUCUCCGACAACAACUAGUAUCCUCGUCGCCAUAGCCAUGGUUAUAUUCGGCUACUUUUUGGGAAAACUAAUCUGAACAGCCUGUAUCUUAUUGUAUACCUCAGUGUAUCCCCACCGCCCCCAAGUUUUUUUAGCCUGUCUUCUGCCGUCAUAUGCCAUCGUUCGAUCGCAGACACAGACUCCAAACGUUGCGUUACUCGAAUGUUCAUAAUAAAUGCUAUAAACACGAACGGUAGUGGUUUACAUUAAUAGAAUUAUGCUCGUUACGGGUGUGUGCUUAACCUGGUAAAAUGCUUGAUUUAAAUUUUAUUUUUUCUAAUUUUUCGUCUUCUUUUUAAGAACGUGAACUUAAUUGGAACACGUUAAGUAACGCUCGGUUUAUGUUUACCAUAGUUACAUCCUUAUUUUUGUGCUUGUAAAGGGUUUUUUGUACUCUGUAACUCGCGUCUUGUGCCCUGAAAUAACGCUGAGCAAAAUGCAUUCGCGAAUAACGAAUAAUGAUCUCGUGUAUACAUAUUUACAAAGUUUAAUUAUUCGUCAUUCGCAUUGCUCAACGCCUUGAAAUCUUAUUCGCGUACUGGAAAUAAUAAGUUACCAAUUACUAAUUGUUAUCGCACUCUUUCUCGAAUUUGUACACUUAUUCGCAAUAGGCCGAACCGUACUGGUGCAAGAGAUCACACAUGAGCGAGUGAGGAUGCUGUUAUACUGUCAUAGCAUCUUUCUCUACGUAUAAUAAAAUUCUUAAGUCACGCAUAAAUAAUAUUGUACAAUCGACAGCAGAAAUAGUGUCCACAGUUGCUGGUGUACCGAGAACGAUUGUUGCCCACGCUCGCUCGAUUUGCACUGCCUCGGUGCAUCCGCGCCAGGCGCCGUUCUCGUUCUCCGUUGUACAUAUUGUGUCCAUUUGAAAAAAAAAAAUAUAUAAACACAGUCGGGGCCGGAGGGGAAGAAGGGGGGGGGGGGUAGAGGCUGGCUGCUGAAGAGUAGUGGUUCAUGAUCCAACAAUUGGUUGUGUGAUAGUUUUAUCUCACCAGCGUUGGUAUAAAUGAUAAAGAGAGGGAGAGAGCGAGAGAAAGAGAACGUUAUAAAAUGCAUUGAACUUACUCGACGCUUCAGUGUACUUUUUAUUUCUUUAUGUUUGUCUUACGAAAAUAAUGAAUAAAGAUAUAUCUCGGAUAAAUCAGACAAAUAUCGAAGGGUUUUGAAUUUUGCACCUCUCUUCUCGUCCAAAUUGAGGACGCGACAAUUAUACAUGGAUACGAUAUUAAUUUUUGUCGAGAGGAGUCCGAAGCGAACGAGUCGCUCAAGCUUUACGAGCUGAUAACGAGUUAACCGCAGGUUGUCACAUUAAACUACUGUUAUUGCAGCACGUAAUACUCAUUUCACACACAGAUAUAGAGAUAUUUAUAUAACUGUGCCUUAGAACUUAGAGGCAAUAUAGCGUAAAAAUACGAUUUUAAUAUUACUGGCUUCCUUUGUCGCUCCGAGUUUUUUUACACCGCCUUUUCGGCAAUCUUUUUUUUUUUUAGCGAGCUACAAAUUUCCAUGUGCAUCUCGUAGUAGUUCUGUAAUAUGCAUGCGGAAGAUGUAAAGAAUACGUUUUGCCGUUAAAUUAGACACUGUAUAAAUGCGUUUUUUCGCUGCGCGUUUGACGCGUGUGCUUUAUGUCGGUGUGAAAUUUUUAUCGCUGUACGAGUUUCUAAUUCGGAGAGGCAGUUUAUUCGGACUUCUCUACAAUAGCGUUAUUUUCCAAGACACAUUCCUAUUGUAAAACGUUCGGUUUUGGCGCGCGAGGAGAACUCAGCGGCUCCUACAGCGCGAGAGAACGAUCUUAGAUCUUGAAUCGUGUAAAGUCGAGCUCUAUCUCUCCCUACAUAUAUAUAUUUUACAUGUAUACCCUGUGUAUUAAUUAUGCAGUUCGUUAAUUCGAAUCUGAUCUAUGUCGCGUCUUUGUAAAACAAUAUAUGUGUAUAUACACAUGCAUAUAUACAUAUAUGUAUAUGUAUGUAUAUAUAUGUGUAUGUUAUAUAUGUAUAUGUAUGUAUGUAUAUUCGUGCCUAAGAGAAGGCAAAUGCACGUUUCUCAUCUCGUGCGUUUUAUUUGCACCAGAGGUACUCUCCAUAUUCCGUAGAAAAAAAAAGAAGCGAUGCAAUUAGUAUAUGCACAGUGCAUAAACAUCCCUUAGAUACUACUAUUAUUACUACUACUACGUUAGUGAGAUUUUAUUACAGAUAUACCAAGAAUUUGUUGUAUAUGAUCUAUAUACGAUUGUUAUACGUAUAAUUAUAUAUAUAUAUAUCAUUAUCGAGAGUUUUUGCGGUUUUGCUUCAUGCGUGACACCAUGUUGUCACGUGCGAUUAAUAAUCUAUUAACAGCGAUUUCGUUAACACUCGUGUUUGAAUAAAAGUAUUCUAUUAAAGAAUGUA